Molecule: messenger RNA, 1443 nt
Organism: Colletotrichum siamense
Lineage: Eukaryota; Fungi; Ascomycota; Sordariomycetes; Glomerellales; Glomerellaceae
Gene: BOT1-1
Product: Cytochrome P450 monooxygenase BOT1
Exons: 6
Coding region: 1-1443 (480 amino acids)
Molecular function (GO): iron ion binding; monooxygenase activity; heme binding
Source: RefSeq, a predicted model, not a curated record
AUGCCUUUCACAAGUUCCCAUUCUAUGCUAGCCGGCGGGUGUGCUGCGCUGGCUCUUUCAUAUCUCAUCCUACGCACUAUUUACAACAUCUUCUUCCACCCCCUAGCCAAGAUCCCAGGCCCCAAACUCGCUGGGGCGACCUCUUUAUGGCUUUUCUACUCCGACUUCAAGGGCCCAGUAGUCAGAAUCUCACCAGACGAGGUCUCCAUCCACGACAUCGACAUCUUCCACAAAGAAAUCUACUCCCAAAACACAAAGUUUCAAAAGUCAAAGUACUACUACCACGCCUUCCACAGCCCGGACUCGAGCGUCUUCUCGGAGACCAACAAGGAGGUCCACGCAAAGGAGAAGCGCCUCAUGUCCCACGCCUUCUCCCGCGCCAACCUCGCCGGCUACCAGAAGAACAUGUACGAGAACGUGGCUGCGUGGGUGAAGCAGUUGCGGAGCUAUGCGGAGGCAGGUCGUGUCAUUCCCUUGUGGCAUGCAACACAGUGCCUUACCCUCGACACCGUCUCUGGCUUCAGUUUUGGAUCCAAGGCCGGGGCGCUUGAGUCGGAGGACUUCCAUCACCCCUUGUUCGUCGGUUUCGAGACUUUCGCGCCGCUGGUGGUGCUCUUCCAGCAGUUCCCGCUCCUGCAGCCCAUCUUUGGCGUGGUUCAGAAGUUCAUGUCCUUCGGAUUUGGACCAAUUCACCAAGGAGCGGAGAAGGCGCUCGACCGUCUCAAGGAGAAGAAGGAGCAACAGGAAGAGGAGUCUGGGAUGAUCAUGUUCGACAGCAUGGUUGCCCGCGCUGAGAGCAACGGUAUUCACAUUACACCGCAACGCUUGGUGCAGAACGGGAGUUUGAUGCUCGGCGCUGGCACGGGAACAACUGCUUUAGUCCUGACCACCGCCAUUUACCACCUCAACGAGCAGCCUGACCUGUGGAGCAACCUCCAGACAGAGUUACUCAGCAACUUCCCUGAUUCUCUUGAUGAGCAGCCGGAUAUUGUACAACUGGAGAAGAUCCCCCUUCUGGAAGCAUGCAUUAAAGAGGCCAUGAGGAUUAGCAUUCCAAUCAGGGGCAGAUGGCCUCGUGAGGUGCCCAAGGGAGGCCUCAACACCCACGGGUGUUACCUUCCUGAAGGCUACAAUGUCUGCUCCUCGGCUUCGUUCUACUGCAACGACGCAACUGUCUUCCCGGAACCCGAAGAAUUCAAGCCAGAGCGCUGGAUUGACGCUGGGAAUGCCCACGACAUGCAGCGCAACCUCGUCGUGUUUUCUCACGGGUCUAGGGCUUGCAUCGGACAAAACUUUGCCCAAAUCGAAUUGAAGAUUGCCUUGAGUCAGAUUGUGAUGAACCUGAACCCCGGGAGAACAGUCGACCAGGGACUCGAGUUUCACGCGCACAGCAUCACCUCACCAGACGGGCUAGCUCGUGUUGUGCUUGAAAUCCCCAAAUAA